CCACCAUAGCCCCCCACUAUUAUCCUGGUUACCCUCUAAGUGUCAAGUGCGAUGGAUAUGUUAAGUAUUAAUAUUCUUGCGUUAAAGUAUCAAAAUUUUGAAAAUAUUGUGCGAACAAAUAUUAUUUUUGCAAAAAGGAUAGACUUGAGUAUUUGUCAAUGAUAUUUGUGUAUUUACGAUACUUAUAGAAUAGUCUAGAAGUAUAUGGUCUAGAACGACACCAGUAUAAUUAGCAAUUAGUGGCAUCUUGUGGUGAUUUUCAAGGCAAUUGGAAGAAACACGUGAAGAUAUAGUUUAACUAAUACCGUCGUGUAAUUUUGAUCUGAAUUUACUACAAAAUGACAGAUUGGGAUGAUGACAAUUUUGAGCCCCAAUUGACAGUACCAGCUGUACCAUCAGCUAACAAAUGGGAAGGUGAAGAUGAAGAUGACGAUGUGAAAGACAAUUGGGAGGAUGAAGAUGAAGAAAAAGAAAAAAAGGAAGAAGAACCUGCAAAGGUGGAAGAAAAACCAAAACUAAAAAAGAAAAAACUACAAGAUAUAGUAGCAGAAAAAGAGAGACUAAGAAAAGAAGAAAUAGAAAAGAGAGCAAGACAGAUGCAGGAAGAAGAAGAGGAAAUUUCGCCAGAAGAAAGGUUACGUCGUCAAAAGGAAUCUGAUCUAAUUGUUGCUUUAGAAACUACAUUUGGAGAUAGUGAUAAAAACUCAGGUUCAAUAGACAGUAUGUUUCCAAAUAACAAAGAAGAAUUUGAUGAAUUAUCUGAAGCUCUCUCUAAAAAACUACAACCUUUUAGUAAAAAUGAGGAGUUUCCAGGAUUUGCUGAAAAUAUAAUAAGAAAUAUUUGUGCAACCCUUACAUCUAACGACUUGAAAAAAAUAAAAACAACAAUAGAUAACUUAUACCUGGAGAAACAGAAAAUUGAAAAAGGAGACAAAAUAAAGAAGAAAAGCAAAGUCAAAGCCAAACUUCGAGUUGAUGAUAACAAUCUCAAUCAGUACUCAGCUUAUGUUGAUGACUAUGUUGACUAUGAUGACUUCAUGUAAUAGGCUCAGGACCUUAGCUAAGCUUUUAAUAAUACAAAAUUUAUUAAUGGUGAACUAAUGUACAUUUUUAAUCAUAAAUUUUAACAAUGAAAUAUUUUUAAGGUAAUAUAUUUUGUAAAUUAAAGCAUUGUUGAAAAAAAGGUUCAUUAUAAUCAGAAUGAAGUUAAGUUAUUCUGCAGAGCAGGUGUGUAGAUAUUUUAUUUUUAUUUGGGCUUUGGAAUUGUAAAAGCACACUAAUAAACUGUAAUUUUUCAAAGUU
This is a messenger RNA of Agrilus planipennis (emerald ash borer), 1302 nucleotides long. RefSeq names its product eukaryotic translation initiation factor 3 subunit J (gene eIF3j). The transcript has 6 exons. Gene Ontology annotation, cellular component: eukaryotic translation initiation factor 3 complex; cytoplasm. Gene Ontology annotation, molecular function: translation initiation factor activity. The coding region runs from base 339 to 1043 and encodes 234 amino acids. Lineage: Eukaryota; Metazoa; Arthropoda; Insecta; Coleoptera; Buprestidae. The record is from RefSeq and is a predicted model, not a curated record.